Vanrija pseudolonga is the source of this 1351-nucleotide messenger RNA. It is a transcript of the gene SHO1, whose product is annotated as High osmolarity signaling protein SHO1. Gene Ontology annotation, biological process: regulation of actin filament polymerization. The coding region runs from base 111 to 1094 and encodes 327 amino acids. Gene Ontology annotation, molecular function: protein binding. The transcript has 7 exons. The record is from RefSeq and is a predicted model, not a curated record. Lineage: Eukaryota; Fungi; Basidiomycota; Tremellomycetes; Trichosporonales; Trichosporonaceae.
CCACCACCACCACCGCCGCCGCAACAACUCCACAAACCCUUUUCACACAAUCUACCUUUACAACCCCUUUCAUCGACUCAUUAUCACUACUACUUGCAACUAAACCCAUCAUGUUCGACAACGGCCUCGACGUGGGCGUCGUCUUCAGACACCCCACCCUUCUCGUCACCUUUGCCCUCGGCAUCCCAGGAUGGCUCGUCGCCUUUGCAGCCCAGUGUGCCCUCCAGGCUGGAAAACAAACCGUCAAGGUCGGCAAUACGACUACCACUAUUUCAACGUCAGGUGUCAACGGCGCCGGUUCUCUCUGGUUCGCCAUCUGGGUCCAGCUCUUCCUGAUCAUCGGCAUUUUCCUUGCCUGUGCUUCCGACUGCAUCGCGACCUACCGCCUUCAGAUCUCCAUCUUCACGGCUGUCUCACUCGUCUUCGCGGUCAUUGGGGUUGACGCCCACAUCUACGACAAGGGCCACGGCGCCGCCCUCGCCACUGCUGCCGGCUGGCUCAUCCUCGCCAUUGUUGACAUUCUGUGGCUCCUCCUCUUCACAUCAGAGGAGGGCUCCCUCCUCUACCACGUGCUCAACGGCAACAGCGGCCUCUCGUGGGGCGGCCUCUCGCGCGGCCGCUCUCUCCGCAACUCGCACAACGAGACGGGCGUGUACCAGUCCGAGUCGGCCGGCCUCCGCCACGGCGCCGCCGACCGCGGCAUGAGCUCGCAUGACAUCCCCACCGGCAACGGUAACGGCUACGGCAUGGGCCCAACACUUGGCAGCGCCCCCAACGGGCUGAACGGCAUGGCCACUGGUGGAUACUCGUCCGCCCCCACAAUGGACACGGUGGCGUCCAAAGCCAAUGCCAACACGUCGGUGUCGCGCGACGACUUUAGCGUCGUUGGCGGCGGAAGCGUUGACAACGUCACGUACAAGCACCGCGCAAAGGCAAACUACGCCUACACCGCCUCUCCCGAUGACCCGAACGAGGUCUCGUUCGCAAAGGGCGACAUCCUCGACGUCGUCGACACGACAGGCAAGUGGUACCAGGUCCGGACGCCGAGCGGACAAGUUGGUAUCGCCCCCUCCAACUACCUUUCCCUGCUUUGAUCUGGCUAUCGGCCGCAGCGCAUGUCGCAGCUAUCACUCUAGACUGAAUGUACCAACGUGCCCGUAUAGUGGAGUGCGAGCGCGCAGGCGUGCGCGACGACGACAGAGGGACAGAUGGCGGCAGCGCGCCGAUGCUACCUAGCGGGCCGGGUACACAGGCGCGUUGCUGCACAGUGUGCAGAUGUACAUGUCUUAUGAGCCGCACGUCAGUUACGUCUAUAACUCGUAUAAAUAGUCCAAAUGCAUGAACAGUGCCG